Panicum virgatum (switchgrass) is the source of this 1239-nucleotide messenger RNA. Its product is annotated as brassinosteroid-responsive RING protein 1-like. The coding region runs from base 136 to 675 and encodes 179 amino acids. The record is from RefSeq and is a predicted model, not a curated record. The transcript has a single exon. Gene Ontology annotation, biological process: protein ubiquitination. Gene Ontology annotation, molecular function: ubiquitin protein ligase activity. NCBI's taxonomy places the organism in Eukaryota, Viridiplantae, Streptophyta, Magnoliopsida, Poales, Poaceae.
CGGUCCAUCUCUCUUAUAUAUAGACCCCACACCUCCCCUCCUCCCUCCUCUUCCUCCUUCCACCACCAUUCUCUCUUUCUACCAUCUCUCUCUAGAAAAAAGGAGCGAGGCAAAAGCAAGGCCGGCCGGCCGGCCAUGGGGUUCCCGUCGGUGUGCUACUGCGUGAUCCUGCCGCAGCCGCUCAUCCUGGUGCUGCAGCUGCUGGACCUGCUCCGGCACGCCGUGCUGCUCUGCCUCUCCUCGCUCGGGCUCGCGGCGCCGCCGGCCGCCGACGACCACCCGGCCUAUGCGGCCGGCGGCCCGCCGCCGGACCUCUGGGCCCUGCCGCCGUCGUCGUCCCUGCUGCAGGCGGCGCCGCCCCCGCCCGCGCCGGCCGCCAUCAAGGCCCGCCUCCCCGCCGUCCGCUACGCCGACCUCCUCCGCGCCCGCCGCGGCGCCGCCCCGGCCCCGGCGACGUGCGCCGUCUGCCUGGGCGCGCUCGAGGCGCGGCACCGCGUCCGGGAGCUCGGCAACUGCGCGCACGCUUUCCACAAGGCGUGCAUCGACAAGUGGGUCGACAAGGGCCAGGCCACCUGCCCGCUCUGCCGCGCGCUCCUCCUCCCCGGCGCGCCCGACGACGGCGGCGCCGGCGAGCUCGCCGUCGCCGGCGCCUCCUCCUCGGCCUUCUCCUUCUGAGACCGACCUCGCGCGCACGCUCCAGCAGCUAGCCGAGAAGAACCGAAGCCCCCACCCAGCCCGAUUGAGAGCCAGGUCAGUAACCAGCUCGGUGUCCAUAGCUACCUCUACCUGAUGCGCCCCCGUCGUACGUCCGGCCCGUCGUCCAUCCAUGGAUCCAAGCUUUGCUAGCUAGCUUUCUUGGGAGAAAUGAAACGGAGGAGGAGGAGAGAGAGACAGAGGAGAGAGAGAGGAGGUGUCAGUGAGCGUGAGGUGGUGGAGAAUUAUUGGUUGGUGAGGCACUAAUUAUGAGGAGGACAGGGAUGGCUACCUGCAUUGGAUCUGGUGAAUGCAUAGAUCCAUCCAUCCAUCCCCUCCACCCUUCUCUUCUGCAACCCCAAUCCACUCUCUCCUUUCUCUUUUUUUUGUUAAUUAAUUUCAUUUUCCCUUUUUUUCUUUCUGAGGGCUCCCCUUGUUAUUGUUAACUUAAUUUCUCAGGGGAGCCAAGAGAGAUGUACAUUGUACAUACUGUAGCUGCCUCCACUUGACAAUAUUGCAAGAAAUAAUUUGUCUCUCACAUGAUCA